AUGGCCUUGAAGGCUCAGUUAUUUGAUCAUUCCUCUGUUGGUGUAGUGGCUGGUAGCUCUUGUAAGGUGGCUGGUAGCUCUUGUAAGGUGGCUGGUAGCUCUUGUGAGGUGGCUGGUAGCUCUUGUGAGGUGGCUGGUAGCUCUUGUGAGGUGGCUGGUAGCUCUUGUAAAGUGGCUGGUAGCUCUUGUAAAGUGGCUUGUAGCUCUUGUGAGGUCGCUGAUAGCUCUUGUAAGGUGGCUGGUAGCUCUUGUGAGGUGGCUGGUAGUUCUUGUGAGGUGGCUGGUAGCUCUUGUGGGGUGGCUGGUAGCUCUUGUGGGGUGGCUGGUAGCUCUUGUGAGGUGGCUGGUAGCUCUUGUGAGGUGGCUGGUAGCUCUUGUAAGGUGGCUGGUAGCUCUUGUGAGGUGGCUGGUAGCUCUUGUGAGGUGGCUGAUAGCUCUUGUGAGGUGGCUGAUAGCUCUUGUGAGGUGGCUGGUAGCUCUUGUGAGGUGGCUGGUAGCUCUUGUGGGGUGGCUGGUAGCUCUUGUGAGGUGGCUGGUAGCUCUUGUGAGGUGGCUGGUAGCUCUUGUGAGGUGGCUGAUAGCUCUUGUAAGGUGGCUGGUAGCUCUUGA
This is a messenger RNA of Nematostella vectensis (starlet sea anemone), 609 nucleotides long. RefSeq names its product keratin-associated protein 5-1-like. The record is from RefSeq and is a predicted model, not a curated record. The transcript has a single exon. NCBI's taxonomy places the organism in Eukaryota, Metazoa, Cnidaria, Anthozoa, Actiniaria, Edwardsiidae. Bases 1 to 609 code for a protein of 202 amino acids.